AGGUUUGUUCAUCUUUGUUCAUAUUUCUUUCCGCAAAUUCCAGUUUAGAUUUAUUUUUAAGUAUUUGGAAGCAACUUAGCCUUCAAAACAGGUCUGCCCUUUUGAUCCGAUAUUAAGAAAGCUAAGGAUCAUUAUCAACUGAAGAAAGAAGAAGAAUUUGGCCAUUUUUUUGUUCUGGGCAUUUUAUGGAUUUGUUGGAUUCUAUCUUCAUUAGAAAGGGAGAAUCUAAUAAGGAUCUUCUUAAUUUGUCUUCCAUUUUGUGAGGUACUUGUCAGCUUGACAAAUGAAUGUGGUUGGCAAAGUUGGGAGUCUAAUUACCACUGUUACUACCCCUUUUCAUCCAUUUGGUGGGGCAAUCGAUGUGAUUGUUGUUAGGCAGCAAGAUGGGACAUUUCGGAGCACACCUUGGCAUGUUCGGUUUGGGAAGUUUCAGGGUGUUCUAAAAGGGGCAGAGAAGUUUGUCCGCAUACAAGUCAAUGGCCUGGAAGUUGGUUUCCAUAUGUAUCUUGAUGAUUCUGGAGAAACAUAUUUUGAAAGGGAGGUUGAUUUUGGUUUAGGAAAUGAGACAGAUGGGGUUACACGAGGUUCUGAGGGUGGGCAAGUUAUGCAUGAAAUCAGAAUAAGAGCAAUGCUGAUGUUUGUAUACUUGAACAUAGCAUCUCAGAUUCUGGGGUUGCUCAGUUGCACGAUGGAUGUGAGUCCUCAAGUGCAAUAUGUCUUGAGAGAUCAGAGUCUGAUACCGGGUUCUAUGACUUUCAAGAUGAGCAGUUCUCCAUGGAGGGUUCACUUAGUUUAUUCUGAAGUAGUUUUGCUGAGUGUUGAUGGUCAUGUAUUGAUGGCACCUGUCUCAGCAUCAGAACAGAAUGCUGAAAAUGUGCAAUUUAGCAUGCCUCAGUUCCAUCUGGGACCAGGCAAAGGAACUGGCUAUUGUGAGGGCAACAAGGAGUUUAGUUCAGGUGACAAUAAGUGGGCUGCUGAUUAUAUUAGUAAGUUCAAUUCUGCUACAACUAAUGAUGAAAUCAGUCAAGUUUGCAGCAUGAAUCAUGUUCCAAAUGCUUUAAGUCAUGAGCUGAAUGUUUGCGAAGGAGAGGAGGAACAUGCUUGUCAAACUCAACAAGAUUCUCCAAGCAUUGCUAACCAGGCUACUAAUCUUGAUAGUCAUGUUGAUGCUGAAGAUGCAUUGGCUAUUAAUAAGAAUGGCAAUAUUGUUCAGAGCUGCUUGGAACCACUGGAAUUGGCCAACGACGGUGAAAAUACCAAUGUUGAAGAAAAAGUUAGCACUUUGGAAGGCCAGAGUUCAGAAGAAAAGCCCCCUCAUAGUCAGCCAGAUGUUGAUGAAAGUCAGGAUGGGGCUAUUUCUCAAUCAAGAAUUAACGAGGGAUUUUCUCCUCCCAAUACUUCUGAUUCCCCCGGCAAUAAUAGGUCUUCCGAUUUGCAGGAUGUGGGCAAACGGCUUAGUUUGUCAGCAGAGAUGGAAGAGAUGGAUGUUCAUGUAGAGGGACCCACACCUGAGGAUGACGGCAGCAGAAGUGAGAUUGUGGAAACUAAAAAAAUUUCUAUCAAGGAGAUGCAAACUUAUUCAAGCAUGAGAUUUGACAUCUCACUGUGUGGAAAUGAGCUGCAUGCUGGUAUGGGAUUGAAAGCUGCUGCGGAGGUCUUUGACGCACAUCACAUAUCAAUGGAAGAAUAUAAAGAUUCUGCAGUUUCAGUUACUAUUGAUAGAAACCUAGUUUUCAGAUUUGGAGAGAGGUACUUGACAUGGGACAAAGCUGCCCCUAUUGUACUUGGGAUAGCUGCAUUUGGUCUAGAUUUACCUAUUGAACCCAAAGAUGCAAUCCCUGUGGAACAGGUUGUGACACCAAACUCCAAGGAAGAUGAUUCUGUUGGCACAUCCUCUUCCUCUAGCCACAGGUGGAGGCUCUGGCUCAUUCCAUUUAGAAGGGCCAAAACCCUUGUGCACAAUAACGGUACUUCAUCUAGUGAGGGGAUAUUUGUUGAUAAUGAAUCUAGUUUACAGAACUAUCACUUGGAAUCAGGUCCAGUUUCUAAUGGAAGAAUUGAGACUCCUCGCAAGCAAUUUAUUAGAACAUAUGUUCCCACCAGUGAUCAGAUAGCAUCUUUAAAUCUGAAAGAUGGUCAAAAUAUUGUGACUUUCAGCUUCUCUACCAGGAUUCUGGGUACACAACAGGUUGAUGCUCAUAUUUACUCAUGGAAGUGGGAUGACAGGAUUGUGAUUUCGGAUGUUGAUGGAACAAUUACCAAGUCUGAUGUUCUUGGUCAGUUCAUGCCUUUAGUUGGAAGAGAUUGGUCACAGUCAGGUGUAGCUGCACUUUUCUCAGCAAUUAAGGAGAAUGGGUAUCAGCUACUUUUUCUGAGUGCACGUGCUAUUGUUCAAGCAUAUCUGACCAGGAAUUUUCUGUUCAACUUGAAACAGAUUUUGACUUUGUCACACAAUCAUGCAACAUUCUGGUUUUACUAAUGGUCCGGUUCUUAUUUCACCUGAUGGAUUAUUCCCCUCACUAUACCGUGAAGUGAUAAGAAGAGCACCACAUGAAUUCAAAAUAGCAUGUUUAGAGGAUAUUAAAAGUCUCUUCCCUCCUGAUUACAAUCCAUUCUAUGCGGGCUUUGCUAACAGAGACACAGAUGAGCUCAGUUACAGGAAGAUUGGGAUCCCAAAGGGCAAGAUAUUCAUAAUUAACCCUAAGGCACUUUCUUUGUGGUUAUUAGUUCAUGUCCUACAUCCCAUCUCCAGAUUGGAAAAUCAUCUAAGAAUUUGACUUAACCUGGCAGGGUGAGGUUGCCAUUAGUCAGCAUCGCAUUGAUGCAAAGUCAUACACAUCAUUACAUACUCUCGUUAAUGACAUGUUUCCCCCAACCUCAAUGGUUGAGCAGGAAGACUUUUAACUCAUGGAAUUUUUGGAAAAUGUCAUUGCCGGAUGUUGAUUUAUAGAGUUGGUGGCCAUUAACAACAUUCUUUGUUUUAGCCAACAAGAUGAUGGCUGCUUUAGGUAAAUAGAUAGAUAUCAUUGCCAUUCUUUUCCACUAUAACAUUUCUUACACACUCAUUUGUCUUUUUUUUUUUUUCUUUUCUUCCCAUCAUAUGGUUUGUAACUGUAAAUCUGUAAGCAUUCAUCUUGUCCUGGAUAAUUCAAGUGA
Rubroshorea leprosula is the source of this 3156-nucleotide messenger RNA. Lineage: Eukaryota; Viridiplantae; Streptophyta; Magnoliopsida; Malvales; Dipterocarpaceae. The record is from the annotation of a GenBank genome assembly.